Agrilus planipennis (emerald ash borer) is the source of this 3574-nucleotide messenger RNA. RefSeq lists its product as uncharacterized. The record is from RefSeq and is a predicted model, not a curated record. Bases 1 to 3384 code for a protein of 1127 amino acids. The transcript is spliced from 16 exons. Gene Ontology annotation, molecular function: guanyl-nucleotide exchange factor activity. NCBI's taxonomy places the organism in Eukaryota, Metazoa, Arthropoda, Insecta, Coleoptera, Buprestidae.
AUGCAUUCGCGUUAUUAUUACAUAUCAAGUCUUAAAAUUCGUUCGAUAUGCGCUAGUGGAACUGUGGAUGUUGAUGGAAGGCCUAUAAUCCUUUGCUAUUCGGAAUGUAUUGCUAGAGCUGGUCUCAACAAAUACGAAGUGGCGAAAUUGCUACUAUAUUACACAUCAAUACCAAGUGCGGAGGAUAUUGCUAAAGGGUUUACAAUUCUCUUACUAGCUGAGACAAGCGAACCCAAAGUGGCAGACACAUUGGUAAAGUCGGUAGCCCUCAUUAGCAAUAACUUGCGACUAGAACAAUUUAUUGUAUGGAGUCCUGGGGGAAAGGCUAUCAAACCAAACACAAAUAAGGUUAAGGUCGUUGUAGUAAGUGAAGAAUCCGAUUUGGAAAGGUACAUUAGUAAAGAUCAAGCUCCAGCAAGUUGCGGUGGAUCAAUCAAUCAUGACCAACUGGAAUGGGUGGAAUUUUUCCGGCAAUAUGAGCCGUUCCUGGCUUCUUGCAGGACUUCAGGUCACGCAUUGUUAUCAGCUUUAUCGUUGCUAAGGAAUGAAGAAGUGCCUGCUCAAGUAACAAGAAGAUUUCUUAACCAUCAGUGCAGAGUAAAAGAACAGAGGGCCUUAAAGAAAUGGAAGAAAAGGAAUGAUAAGAUGGUAGGAUACCUCAUCAGGCAUAAAGGGCUCCUCAAAUGGAUCCGAAAAAUUGGAGAGGAGACCUUGAGGAGCCAAAAUAUUCAAUUACGCUCAAUCACCAGCAGUACAAGUGUGAAAGAUAUCGAAAAGAGCUUUGAAAAGUUUUAUUUUGAUGCUUUGAGGCAAAUCGACAAAGCGAGUGAUUUGGUUGAGGAAUCCAACAACAUCCCUGACAUUCGUGGCAAAAAUCUAAAAGAUUCUGCCAACAAAUUAAGGGUGCAAGCAAAGACGUUUAAUGAGAAACUAGAAGAUGCUCGAGAAGAACUUGAAGAAUAUUGUCGUUGUUUUCACAUUUUAGAAAAUAGCCAAAAUAUAAAAAGCAAGGACUAUGGAGAUCUAUCUACAACCAUUAACAAACUGGGAAAUUCAAAAUUAAUAGAUAUUUUUAAGGCACUGAAUUCUCAAAAGGAGGUAGACUCCCCGGAACCCCCUGACAAGUCAUUAUCCGAUAACCACUUGAGUUGCAGUUCUGGUGGAAUAGCCGCAUCAAGUACUCCAAUAAAACCUCCGACGAGCCAAACAAGAAGAAGAUCAGUUAGUUCCCAUGCUUUUAUUUACAAGUGUAAUCAUCACGCAGCGGGAAUGUCAUGCAAUUGUUACGAGUCCGAUACUGAAAACAGUGUUUCAUACAAGCUUAAAAAGAAAUACUUGCAGUCCCUUCAAAUAUGCGGUUGCACCACUGCAACUGCCGCAGUGAACUAUUCAAAAGAAACAUUAGACCGCAAGAACAGCCUCACUUUAGAUGGUAUAAAAGAGGUCCGUGAAAGUGUCGAAAAUUUAUUAGAAAUAGACAAGAAUGAUUCGGGACUUAGUGGUUGCGGUAGGUGCGACAGUGGCGUAUCGACCGCGGAAAAUUCUGUGGGUGAGGAAAGCACUGUUUAUAAGAAAAAACUUCAGAGAACGUGUUCGUGCCAGUUUUAUAGGGAAAGUUGUGCCUUAUGCAGUACGGGUAGUUCAAGCACUGGUUCUAACCAGGAUCAUACAGAGAAUCAGCAGGACAGCGUUAUAGAGGAAAGUAGCGAUGGUUUUAUGAAAAGUGGAAGUGAUGACAUUGAUGAAGAACACUAUAACGAAGAAAGAAGAAAAAUUUCUCCUAUUUCUGCCAAUAGCCAUUUACACUGCCAUUCCUCAACUUUACACCUGCCAAUAGAUAACGAAUCUAAAAUUGAUCCAAAAACUCAAAAAACGCUUUUAUUCAUAAUGAGAGAAAUGAUUCAAACUGAACGAGACUACGUAAAUUCAUUAGAUUAUGUAAUAGAAAAUUACAUACCGGAGCUGAUGCGUGAAGACAUUCCUCAGGCACUUCGCGGUCAACGAAACGUUGUGUUCGGAAAUAUAGAAAAAAUUUAUGAAUUCCACAGUCAACAUUUCCUUAGGGAACUAGAGCAAUGCGAAAACAAUCCUCUACAAGUUGGCCAGAUAUUUUUGAAGCACGACAAAAAAUUCUACUUGUACGCUUUAUAUAAUAAGAAUAAACCAAAAUCGGAUUCAUUAAUGUCUGAAUAUGGAGGAACAUUUUUCAAGACAAAGCAAAUUCAAUUAGAAGACAAAAUGGACCUCGCAAGUUAUUUAUUGAAACCCGUUCAAAGAAUGGGAAAAUAUGCGUUACUUCUUCAGCAAAUGAUGAAAGCCUGUCCUCCUUUACCUCCAACUGCUUCCGAGAGGGCAAUAUCCGAACAGGAAGAUUUGAAGCAAGCUGAACAAAUGGUACGAUUUCAACUACGACACGGGAAUGACUUACUAGCCAUGGAUUCUAUACGGGAAUGUGAUGUGAAUCUGAAAGAACAAGGAAGGUUACUAAGACAAAAUGAAUUCAUAGUAUGGGAAGGACGAUCGGGUAAAAAAUCGCUAAGGCAAGUUUUUCUAUUUGAAGAACUGAUACUGUUUAGUAAAGCCAGAAGAUUCCCAGAUCAAAAGAAUCUCGACUUAUACAUUUACAAAAACAGCAUCAAAAUGACUGACAUAGGAUUAACUGCCAAAAUAGGUGAUAGUCCGACAAAGUUCGAAAUUUGGUUUAGAAAGAGGAAACCGAACGAUACGUUCACAUUACAAUCCAUGUCUGAAGAUAUCAAAAAGGCUUGGUCUGAAGAACUUUCUCAGCUUUUAUGGAAACAGGCUAUUAGAAAUAGAGAAGUGCGAAUGGCCGAAAUGUCUUCGAUGGGAAUUGGAAAUAAACCAUGUUUGGACAUAAAACCCAGUGCCGACCAAAUAAGCGACCGAUCCAUUAGCGUAGCUCAAUUAAGUAAAACUGCCCCACGUUUCAGAAAUUCGAUAGUAGGUCCAGUUGCCGAGCUUUACCGAAGCAUGAAGAGACCUCAUUCGAUCAUUUCAAUGUCGAGUAUAUCGUCGAGCAGCACGAGCUCCGGAAGUUCGACUUCCGGCGGAAACGUACAAAACACUGCGACAGUUGCUAACCUAAGCUUUGACUCUGCUUCGUGCGAUAGUCCAAAAGCUUUUCAUAGAUCUGGCACACUGAACAGUCAAUGCUCCGUAGAAAGUGGAAUAAUAGCAGAUAUAUCAUUAGGUGUGGAUGAACGCCCCGAAAGUCCGAAGGCUACUCACUGGCCAUUGGAGAAAUCUAAUUCGCGACAUUCAAGUAGUUCUGAUGGGACUGCAACAACUACUCCUACACAAUCUGAUGAUACGCAAGUCACUACCAUAUACAUCGUGCCAGAUGAUCUGCCCGUUAACAUUUAGUUGAUUAAGUUUCAAUGGACCAAAAAGCUGUGCUAUUUAAUUUAAUUUUUUACCUCCGUUUUCCAACAUUCUUCUCUGUAUUUGUCUUCUGUUUUUUUUUUUAUUUAACGAAAAAGUUUCAUUUUAUUUUCUACCGAAUAACUUAUUGUUCUUUAGCCUGUUGAUUGUGUAAAUAUAUAUAUUUAUAUAC